Molecule: messenger RNA, 1256 nt
Organism: Oreochromis aureus
Lineage: Eukaryota; Metazoa; Chordata; Actinopteri; Cichliformes; Cichlidae
Product: sialic acid-binding Ig-like lectin 12
Exons: 6
Coding region: 78-1256 (392 amino acids)
Source: RefSeq, a predicted model, not a curated record
ACAAGACAAAAAGAGCAUUAAUACAAAUUUGUCCAGUGGAGGAAGAGACUCAACGUGUCGAGCAUCGAAUAUCAAGCAUGUCUGUUCUCAUCUGGGCAGCUCUGCUUUCCUCUGUGACAUGUAGCAGUGCUGACAUAAGUGCCUCAGCCUGGGGACGACAACACUGUGUCAGUGGAUACUGUGUCACUCUCAAUGAGGGAGAAGUAACAGUAGAGGCUGGACUCUGUGUUGUGAUCCCAUGUUCUUUUAGGACUGGUGAUGGCUUUACACCUAAACAUUUAGCUUGGUAUAAAUGUGAAGUAUCUGAACCAAGAUGUGGUAAUCCUAUCAUGAUAUUUCACACCAACAACAGCAUUAAAGUUCAGUCUGGGUUUAAAGGGCGAGUGUCCUUUUUGGAGCCUGAUCUGAGCCAGAACAACUGCAGCAUCUUCAUUAAUAAGCUAAAACAGUCUGAUUCUGGAUCAUAUCACCUCAGAGUUAUUGGUGAACUGAAUGGAAAACCUGAUGGAUUUUCAUUCUCUCCCAGAGUGACUGUUUAUGUAAAAGGUCUUAAGCUGAAGCCCACAGUAAUGAUUCCCACACUGACAGAGGGACAGCAGGCCACACUGACCUGCACUGCUCCUGGUCUCUGCUCUGGAUCUGUUCCUGAAAUCACCUGGACAUGGAGAGGAGCAGGAGGGACUGAAUCUUACAUUACAGGAAACAGCACUGAUUUCAAGACUGAGAAUCUGACUGCUUUCACACAGAGUCCUGUCUCAACUUUGAUCUUUAACCCAUCAGCUAAACACCACAACACGAACGUCACCUGUAUGAUCAGUUUUACAGGUGAAACAAUUACAGAAGAGACUUCAACCUUAAAUGUGAACUAUUACAGGAAACCUCAGAUCACUGGGAGAACGGUCAUUAAAGAGGGAGAUGUUCUGAAUCUAACCUGCAGUGUUGAAAGUUUCCCUCCAGCUCUUAUUGUGUGGAAAAAAUUGAGUACAAACCCAAACCUUCAUAGUGGAACUUACCUGUAUAAUGACACUGGAUCAGCUACACUCACUAUUCCAAAUGUGACAGCACAGCAUUCUGGACAGUACAUCUGUACAGCAAAACAUCUGAAUACCACCGUGACUUCUUAUGUCAGUGUAACUGUGACUUAUUUAAGGCAACCUCUGAUCAUUGGGAAUACAACUGUUAAAGAGGGAGAUGUUCUGAAUUUGACCUGCAGUGUGGACAGUAUCCUCCAGCUCUUAUUGUGUGGAAAAACCUAG